GGAAAACCCCAGAAAUGCUGAAUGAAUAAGACUGAGUUUCACCUUAAAGCGCUCGAGCUUCAGCUUAAACGGCGGCGGGAAAAUGUUUAUUGCCAUGAACUGGCACAGCAUGCGUCAAUUAGCUGGAGAUUCACAUGCACAGAUGUGAAGCACAGACCGCGUUUUGAGGCGUCAAGCGCAACCGCAGUCGCACGGCGAGGGGUGGAAGGCGUGAGGCGCAUGAUUGCUGAUAAGAAAAUCAAAAACUAAAAAUUAAAAAUAUUUAAUAGCGAAGAAGUGGAGCAGGUUUUUACGCGUGACCAAAAAAAUUUCGCGCAUUCAACUGAUAUAUCCAAAGCGGUUUUUUUUUUCUUUUUCAAAUUGAUUCUGGGAAAUUUCACAUGAUUGUACUUGUGAGAGCGGCAGAGAGGUGUUGUGAAAAAGAGUAAAAAGAACAAAAUCCAAAAUCAAAUUGGGAGCAAACGUAAAACCCCAACAAGCAGUAGUUGCUGUGCGAUGGCCUGAAGGUGAGAGUGAGUGCGAGAGUGAACACAAAAAAGCACCGUCUGUGUGGAGCCAAAUGUGGCUCCCCCAUAGCGAAUGCUUAUCACUUUGCUUUGGCGAAGGCGAAAUAGAGAGAGAGCGCAAUGUGAAGCUUUUUCGUCGGUUUCUGAUGAAAUUCAAUGGAAAUGCAAACGUUAGCGAGAGCGCUGGUAUAAAAGCGACUGCACAGCCAGUUCGGAGCAUUCAUUGUGAAAUUACAAAUCAAAAUUGAAGCAAGUCAAAAGAGCGCUUGAACGGAAUAAAUUGCAAACACGUUAAAGUGAAAGCAAAGCAAAAAAGAAUUUCAUAACAAAUUGUGUUACAACAAAAAAGAAAAUAAAAACAAAAACAGACAUUUUACAAAAGAAAAUUGCAGUGAAAGCAAAAGCAAAUACAAAACAAAAGUGAAACACACCCCCAACAAAAGCAAUAAGAGGGUCAAUUUCAAAAGAACAUUUAUUAAGAAAGCAAGAAAAGCAAAGCAAGUGCUAAAGAACACUUUUAAACAAAAUUAAAAAGAACUCAACAAGUGUCGUGUCUAUAUAAAGGUGAAAACGUUGUCAAUAUCAAAGACACAGUCAAAGAAAAUCGCGUGCGCAUAUAAAACGCUAACAUUAGCAAGCGAGCACAGCAAACAAGCAAAGUCGGUCGCAACGAAACCAACUGCUAUUUCAUCAGUACUAAGCGCCAAUAAAAGCGUUAAAAUUCCGCCGUACGCACAGCACAACCUCUAUCCAACAUACAAAAUGGUCGUGGACGCAUCACAUUUACAGCACUACAACAACAGCAAGGUAAUGAGCGACAUCAACCUGGAACAACAUUUGGCGAGCCUGAACCUCAACGAAAAGCCAACACAAGUCACCCAAAUGGAUUACACCAAAAUCGGACGUACCGUCAAAUCAGCGCUACUGAAGGCACAGGCUGAGUCGCGUGUCAUUGUCGGACUCAGUGCCGCCAGUCAAGCACUAUCCAAAUCCUCGGAAGGUUCACUCUUCUGCAUCAUGGCUGUACCACAAGUCGGCGAUUCCGCUACACAUAUGCAUGAAGUGUUGCUGGAGGCUUUCUGUUAUGAGAACGACAUUUAUGUCAUCAAAGUAGAUUGUCCCACCAAGCUGAGCCGCAUUCUGGGCAAAACCACUGUAGAAUCUUGCUGUUUGGUACAGAAGACUUGGACCGGCGAUGAUGAAUCGGAAGAUGAACAUUUGAAUAAACAUGAAGAGAUGUUAGUCGACUACUGCGAGGCAUUUUGGGAUGCGCCACAACAUCCAAUUGUCGAGCUGCCAGUCGUGUGAAUACAUGGACGUACAGUGACAAAGGGAGCACAUAAAAAUAUUUGAACGAGAAGCACAAAUACACAACAUAACGUAAUUAUGGAAAGCGUUUUGAUUGUACAAACUUCUCUUAUGGUGAAAUUUUGAAAACAAAAUACAUUUUUGGCUUAAACAAAAGAAAAAUCAACAACAACGAAGACGACGAAACGAGCUUAUAACGAUGUCUGGAACACAAAAGCCGACAUUGGUGCGUUCGAAGUGUGAGGAAAAACCAAAAAGAAAAUCGAAUAUCUCAAAACUGGAUUGUUGCGGAGAGAACGAGAUGAAGAUGAAGGUGUUCAAUGAUGUGGAAGUAUGCGGUGCCGGCGUCUCGAAUGCAAAUUUUGUAUAAUAACGAUACUAACAACGGAUUCGGGUACGCCAGACAGAUCCGCAAGUGGCAUUCCAGUCAUAUUAUUAACGAAUUGUUACAAAAGUAUUAGAAAUUAAUGAUAAUUAAUUUCGUAAUCAAGCAAACGACAUACAUAUAUAACAACAACAACAACAACACUGUACGCCCCCAGCAGCAGCAAAAUAAUAACAGCGACAAAAACAACAACAAAAGCGUCAUACAACGCAAAGCCGUCAAGAGCUCCUACCCCUCGCAGCAGUCGCAGCAGCCGCAGCAAAUGACCUUGUCACCGCCGCCGCCAACAAUGCAACGGAAGAGCGCCAGAUUUACGACAGCAACGCGCACUACUCAAGCUCAGCUUAACCAAUACACACAUAUAUAGUUACAUAGCGAGCGAGUGCGUGCGUGUCCAGCGCGUGCGAUGAGGAAGUCAGAUUAAGAUCAGCAACAGCAACAGCAACAACAACAACAACAACAACAACAGCAGCAGCAGCGUUUGCGGCAACUAGACGGCUUUGAUGCUAAUUAUAUUUUAUAGUUUACAAAAUACAUACAUACUAUUGCAUAUAUAAAUCUAGCAAAAUUAGAGAAAAAAGUCGCUAUUAUAAAACUUGAUAGGUUAUUAAUUAAAAUGGAAAUAUGAGUGAAAAAAAAAUUAUUAUUGCGAGCUCAUAUUUUAGCGAUAAAGCACGAAUAAGCAACAGAAAAAAUGAAAACUUAAAUUAAGCAGAAAAAAGUUUCAUAAAAUGAAAGAUGUUGACCUUAACUUAAAAGCUGAUACUGAAAUUGUAUAAUUGUUUUAAAUUAUUUCAAGCAGUAGAGUCAGUCAAUAAGAGAGACAGAGAGAGCGAAAAUUUGUUUAUA
This is a messenger RNA of Ceratitis capitata (Mediterranean fruit fly), 3048 nucleotides long. RefSeq names its product growth arrest and DNA damage-inducible protein GADD45 alpha (gene Gadd45). Lineage: Eukaryota; Metazoa; Arthropoda; Insecta; Diptera; Tephritidae. The coding region runs from base 1269 to 1814 and encodes 181 amino acids. Gene Ontology annotation, biological process: regulation of cell cycle. Gene Ontology annotation, cellular component: nucleus; cytoplasm. The record is from RefSeq and is a predicted model, not a curated record. The transcript has a single exon.